UGUGUGUAUAUAUAUAUAUAUAAAUGCUUCCAGAGUUGAGAGAAAAAUUUAAAGUGGUGUGGUCUCUACAGAACAAAACCCCGGCGAUAGUUAAAAAUGGAGCAAGUAAUACUAGAAUCCGAGUACGGAGACGUGGCGUACAGAGGAGUCCGGAAGCGAAAGUGGGGAAAAUGGGUAUCCGAGAUCAGAGAACCCGGAAAGAAGACCCGAAUAUGGCUGGGCAGCUACGAAACUCCCGAGAUGGCGGCAGCCGCAUACGACGUGGCAGCGCUCCACCUCAGAGGACGUGCGGCUCACCUGAACUUCCCCGAGCUGGCCGAAGCCCUCCCAAGGCCCGCCACCUCAAGGCCCGAGGAUGUCCAGUUGGCGGCGCAGCAGGCCGCAUUGCGGUUCAGGAGGGAGAGCGCGGAGCCGAUGGAUCGAGAAGUCGAAAAUGACAUGUCGUCUAAUAAAAGUGCUUGUGCUGCUGAUAUUAAGAGUAAUGGCUACUCAGUGCCGGUGACGGUGGGGCUAUCAGCGAGUCAGAUUCAGGCGAUUAAUGAGUCUCCGUUGGAUUCCCCAAAGAUGACGUGGAUGCAAAUGGGAGCGGCGGUGCUGGGUAGUACUGUCUUCUUUGGGGAUCAGUACUACUACUACUCCACGUCUCAUCAUGUGUGUUUAAACGACGACGUUGAGCUUUCUGAUUUUGUCGAAAUACAGCAUGAUUCUAUUUGGGACAUCUAGUUCAUUAAUUAGAUAUAUAAUAUUAAUUACAUAAAUAUAACUAUUAGCACAAAUAUAUUAUAUUAAUCACUAUUUUCUUCACUACUUUAAUACACAAUUUACAAAUUUAUUUAUAUAUAUAUAUAUAUAUUUAUACUUUUUUUUCCUAUUCGAACAUAAUUCUAAUGUACCUUCUGUUAAAUAGUGGGACAAUUUUGAAUCUCCAUAUUUAGCAAUUAUGAAAUUAUUAUUAUCAUUAACAAAACUGAAAUUAUCAGUUGUUGAUAGGCAUAUAUAGUAUUUCUCGUUAGUGUUUCACUUACAAUUAAUAAGCCACUGGCGAGAUUAGUAGCUCACUCAUUAUCAAAAAUAUAUAGGAAAUGGAAAUGGUUUAUGAAUGUUGAAAUAUUCAUUAUUUU
This is a messenger RNA of Humulus lupulus (European hop), 1121 nucleotides long. RefSeq names its product ethylene-responsive transcription factor ERF022-like. The record is from RefSeq and is a predicted model, not a curated record. Lineage: Eukaryota; Viridiplantae; Streptophyta; Magnoliopsida; Rosales; Cannabaceae. Gene Ontology annotation, molecular function: DNA binding; DNA-binding transcription factor activity. The transcript has a single exon. Gene Ontology annotation, biological process: regulation of DNA-templated transcription. Bases 97 to 723 code for a protein of 208 amino acids.